Molecule: messenger RNA, 891 nt
Organism: Melampsora larici-populina 98AG31
Lineage: Eukaryota; Fungi; Basidiomycota; Pucciniomycetes; Pucciniales; Melampsoraceae
Exons: 3
Coding region: 1-891 (296 amino acids)
Biological process (GO): carbohydrate metabolic process; pentose-phosphate shunt
Molecular function (GO): 6-phosphogluconolactonase activity
Source: RefSeq, a predicted model, not a curated record
AUGCCACCACCACCACCACCGAUUUUAUUCCCAUUUGCUGAUGAAGAAGAGAUUAGCGAGGCAGUUGCUCAAUUUGUCUUUGAAGCACAAGAGGCUGCUUUUCAACGACAAAGUCGGUUUAGGAUUGCCCUUAGUGGCGGAUCGUUAUCACAAAUCGUUGGAGCUGGAAUUGUUACUGAUGAUCGCAUGCAAUGGGAGCAUUGGGAGGUAUUCUUUGUGGAUGAAGCCCUUGUAUCGAUUCAUUCACCCGAGUCAACGUUCUGUCAAUUUCAUGAAGCUAUAUUGAAACAUGUACCGAUUCCGAUCGAACAAGUACAUACUAUCAAUCGAUUAUCAGAAGCUCAAAUUGAAGAAGCGAUUAAAACGAUUGAUGGAUCUGAUCGAAUGACCGAUGAACUUGCUGAUAUAUAUGAACAAGAUUUAUUGAAAGUGUUUCCAGAAGCAGAUAUGGAAGCAGAAGAUGAAAGUCAAUUGAUCAAACCCAAGUUUGAUUUAGUUUUACUAGCAUUAGGACAAGAUGGACAUAUCGGAAGUCUUUUACCAAACCAUCCAUUAUUAGGUGAAUCGAAUUGGUAUGUAGCAUGGUUAGGAGAUUCACCCAUUCAACCUAGUCAUCGAAUCACUUUUACUUUACCUUUAUUAAAUUCAUCACAUCAGAUUGGAUUGAUUGGGAUUGGAGAAGAUCGAUCGAUCGUUCUGGCUGAUGCAUUGAAUCGGAGUAUUGAAUCGGAUGUACCUAUGGAAGAAGAUCGAAUUAAUCCGGCUGCUUUGUUGAAAACUGAUAAACGUCCAAUCGUUUGGUUUGUGGACGCUGCUGCUUGUCAACUGAGUCAGUAUCCUCAAUCUAGGUUUUGGGAUGAAGAAGAAGAAGAAGCGGAAGUUCCUUGUUAA